Messenger RNA from Morone saxatilis (striped sea-bass), 1548 nucleotides. RefSeq lists its product as uncharacterized. The record is from RefSeq and is a predicted model, not a curated record. The transcript is spliced from 6 exons. NCBI's taxonomy places the organism in Eukaryota, Metazoa, Chordata, Actinopteri, Moronidae. The coding region runs from base 265 to 615 and encodes 116 amino acids.
UCGGCUCCAGCAGUGAUUGCUGACUUGGUGGGGCACUCCUCAGCAAGAUGGCUGCAUUGCUGCGCGCAAUAGUGGCAUCCUGGUGAAAUGACGCAAGCCACAGUUUACGUUCAGUCCUCGAGGCUGUGAGCUCUCCAGUCUCCAUAGCGCAGAUCCCGCCCGACACACAGCCCGGAAGACCGACCGGCGACCCUCCAGUGGACCGAGCGGAACCGGUUCAUCUGAGUGAGAGUGCGAUGAGGAGAGGUUUCAGAGUGUGAGGCCAUGGGCUGCACCUCGGCCAAGCAGGUGUCGGCCGUGCCCAACGAUGAGGAGGGACGCGGCAAGGCCUACAGCAACGGAGACCUCUUCACCGAUGAAUACAAGAUGAAGGGAGUGGAGGAGGUGAAGUACAUGAGAGGGGAUGAAAACCGGGUGAAUGCACGCAACCAGGAGAACCUGGAGAAGAGUAAUGUGCAGUACAGGGGAAAACCGCAGAAAGAGGUCGCUGCAGCAAACAUCAAGUCAAAUAUUCACACGUCAGAGAGCCAGCAGGAAUUUUUCAGGAUGCUGGAUGAGAAGAUUGAGAAGGGGCGAGACUACUGUUCGGAGGGGGAGGAGGAAGAUGGGACAUAGCACAGAGGCCCCCAAGAUUCACCCCCACAGAGAGCCUCACAGUGUGUGUAUGUGUGUGUGCGUGAGUGUAAAUGCGUACAUGUGUGCUUAUGUGUGCCUGGAAGAGAGAGAGAGAGUUGAAUCAGUGUUUUACCAAUGAGGCGUCGAUUUGACAGGACACUGUAUGUGUUGGUAUGAGCAUGUGUGUGUUUAUGAACGUAUGGCAAAGAUAGUAUUUUAAUCAAAAGUGAAAGAGUGGGGGAUAAAUGUGAGAGAAAGAGAGGGAGAGAAAGAAAGAAUGGGAUAAAGAACACUUUCUUCAGAGACUACAGCCCUCCUCGCUUAGCGCCUCACCCCUUCAGGCCCCUGAGCGGACAGAUGGAGGUGGCGGAGCGAUGAAGGGACAGACAGAUGAAAGGAGGGAGAGAUGGAGGAGGACGUGACGACGGAUGGGCACAUGUCGCCGUGAACGGGAGAGAAGGACUUGCCACAGUCGGGGUCAAACUGAGUAAUUUCCUCAAGCAGGACAACAGCAGCUCCUCGUCCCUCCAUCUGUCCCCCCGCCCCGUAUCUGUCCGUCUGUACCUCCUGAAUAUUUAACCCCGGCGACUGGACAAAAGGAACUCCCAAAAUAUGGAGACCCAUUAGGGACAAAUGUCGGUUUACUGAGAAGACACACAAGUGAAGAAGCCCAGGGGAGGAAAAGAUGGUGAAGGCAGAGGAGUUACGCAACGCCACCAGGAUCCACACUGAACUUUUUGGCCUGUCUAGAUACAGCCAGGCCGGCCUGGGCCACGAGGGACUGAGAGAAUGGGUGAGGGAGGGUGAGGGAAAGUGGAAAAUAAAGAGUGAGAAAUUUGUGAUAUUUUAAUAAGAGAGAGUAGGGAGCGAGCUGGUGAUUUAGAAACUCUAAACUCCUCCUGCCUUCUGAAGUCAAGGACCUUUUUUUUUUUU